Messenger RNA from Plasmodium fragile, 5148 nucleotides. RefSeq lists its product as uncharacterized. Gene Ontology annotation, molecular function: protein binding. Lineage: Eukaryota; Apicomplexa; Aconoidasida; Haemosporida; Plasmodiidae. The transcript has a single exon. The record is from RefSeq and is a predicted model, not a curated record. The coding region runs from base 1 to 5148 and encodes 1715 amino acids.
AUGAACGAGUCGAAUAACAGAGGCAGAACCCGACAGCGUAGAAGUAACAACAACGGAAUCAACAUUGAAGACAGCGAAAAUAAUAACUUCAUCGUUAAUGACGAUGGUAUGUUCAUUGACGACAAUGACUCGUUAGAGGAUGAAUGUAUCACUCCAAAAGACGAUGAGGAUAAUAUAAACUCUAGAAGAAAGAGAACAGAUAGAUUGAAUAGAAACGAAAAUAAAAAUAUGGCCAGCGAGAGAGGAGAGUCCAACUAUGGUAGCGGCAGCUUGCGCCGCGGCGUAAAGAACUCUCAUGCAGAACAACAGAACAACGAGCAGUAUGGCAGUCGACACCCUGAAGGGAGCAAUUCCAGCGUACUCAUAAAUGGCGCUCCGUCGGAGGGCGCAUUGCCGGAUAGGGGACUCCCAAAUAGCGACGUCCCCAAUGGCACAGCGCAGAGCACCACAAAUAACAUCAGCAACGGGGUCUUCGUUUUCAAUGGGGACAACAUCCUGGGUGGCUAUGAGGGCAGUGGUAGUAGUGGUAUGCGCGGAGCGAACCAAGGUCUACUCGACGGCGUAGCCGCAAGUGUAGCGUUAAAUGUUAGCACAAGCGCAGCCUCGAACAUAGCCGCCAAUAUAGCUGUGGAUAUGUCUACCAAUUUAGCGUCUAACGCAGAGCAGUGUGAAGGAGCAAAGAACGAUCCCUUGAGCCACAUCCACGGGGGCGAGAGGGACAACGUGUUUGUGAACGGAUCCAGCAAUUACUUCGUGCAGAACGGAGUACACGCCGAGAGCAACCACGCAGAUGAAGUGAGAGAUUCGUGGGAUGAGGCCAUGGGAGAGCAACAGCAGGAAGUGGGAGAAGAAGUUGAGCAGCAACAGGAACAGGCCAACCCGUAUGAAGAACUGAACCGAGAAAACCAGGCGAAUGCUGUCAUGCAAGGAGUAGAGUUGAGCGAAGUCAGGGCAAGAGAAAAUAUUAAAAAGAAGGACGACGAAGUGGAAAGGAAUAUGUUACACAUGGUUGACAACGACCAACUAAAUGACGAAUUAGUAGUGGCAUCAAUUCUCAACAAUGAGAAUCAUUUAGAAGGUGGUUCCCCUUUAAAUACAUUAAGUAGUGCAGUAGGAAGAAUAUCUACCGGAGGUUCUUCCAUCCCGGGGGUAGGAGCCCAAGGAUCAGCAGUAGCUCUUCCCACAGCAGGACUAACAGUUGAAAGUUUCAUACAAUGUUUAAAAAGAGAACUCACCUGUCCAAUAUGCCUCGAUUAUUUCUACCUACCUGUAACGAUGAACUGUGGACACACUUUUUGUAGAUACUGCAUAGGGCAUAACAAAUUGAAUGGGAAGAAUUGCCCCCUGUGUAGACAAGCCCUAGGACAUACAGUAUGCAUAAACACAAUUAUCUCGAACCUAGUACGCAUAUAUAAUUUAAGAAGAAAGUCGAUCAAGAUAUACAAAUCAAUUGAAAUAGUAAAUACAGUAGAUGAAAUUUGGUGGAACGAAAAUUUUAUUAAACCCCAAGUGAGUGUUCCUUUAUUUUUGCGUAUUUUUCUCAACGACAUGAUUUCUGUACCUGUCUUCUUUGACGACCUGACUGCCUGCAUUGUCGACUUUUUCACAGUUAACAAUCUGUGGUCCAAGGCCAAGUGGGUAUUUAACAUUAACGAUUGUAAAAUAUUCAGUGAACUCAUUGGGUAUGACAAAGAUAAUAAAGAAGUGACUAAUGAAAGGUUACAUGCAUGGGUGGAGAAUUAUAUUACACAGAACCCAUCCAUGUGUAUAAGGAAAGAUGAAAAAAUAAUUUUAAAAAUUAUUCAGGAUAGAACCCAUAAAAUUGAUAGCCAAUUUUUCGAUUCUUCUGCUUUGCCAAAUAGAUUACCUUGGGAUGGAGGCAGACAUGUUAAGAGUUUAAUUCAUAUGCCUCAUUCUUCCGUCUCCUUAUCACAUCUCAUAUUUGUUAAGGCAGAAAAUAAUAAUAUUGGAGUAGUGGAUUGUGGGUCAACUAUUGGCACCAUGAUCAAGGUUAAUAAUAACCACGUACUUAAGGAAGGGGAUAUAAUCCAUAUUGGAGACCGACUUGAAGUUACCGUGUCCAUUGAUAAGAAUACCGCUGGUAUGCCUUACAAAGGAUACGUGUGGGACAAGAAGUCCAAUAAAGUACUUGACAGACAUGAGUUAAAUGAACUCAUGAAGGAGAAGGGAAAGGAAGGAGCGGAGGAUGCAGUAGCAGGAGGAGAAGCAGUGGUUAAGGAAAAUGAAGAUGAUGCUGAACAGAGGGAUGAAGCUGGAGCCGCAUCGGGAGUCGAUCCGAAUGCGGAACGUGUGCAAGAACGAAUCUCUGAACAAGGUGGAGAGCGCGGGGCCGAUGGACAAGACGCUAGCAACAAUGUGGGUGAAGAUAAUAUGCCUUCCUAUUGUGAAAAUAUUGAAUCCAAUUUGCUAAUUAAAUUUGAUUUUGGAACAGUAAAAGAUGAAGUCACUUUAAAAACGGAGUAUAUCGACCCUAAGGGAGUAGUCUUAGGGAGAGGUCCCUAUGCACAAUCUAGUUACAAAAAAUUAUCUGUUACAAAUUCAAAUGGUUAUGUGUCUAGGGAGCACUGCUUAAUAUACUAUGAUGGAACCAAGCCCGUUGGAGAAAGAUGGCUUUUGAGGGAUACUAGUACCUUGGGAACGUUUUUAAAAAUCCCGCCCUUUUCUGAACCCGUCCCUUUACCUGUGGGUUCUAUUUUUAAAGCCGGCCAAUGCAAAAUUGAAGUUUGUUCUCGUGAUAGUGCACAAUUUGCACAACACCCCGCAAGGUCCAUUUCGCUACUCAAUGCGAACAACCGACCAAACAUGGGUCCACCACCCAACCGAGACGAUGGUAGAAAUAACGACAAUGGAGGUGGUAACCCCAACAAUCAAAACAAUUCCGGUGGAGGACAAGGAAGUGGUGCAAGCGGCGGUGGUGGAAGUGGCAGUGGUAGCGGUGAAGCCAAUGAAAGAGGAAAUGGCAACAGACAAAACCGCGGAGCCAAUCAUCAACAUAACAAUGGAACAAACAAUUACCAUAAUCAGGCAAGCCUUGGAGGAGGCAUGAAUCACAACCCCAUGUUUGCCAGAGGCGGAGAAAGAAUAGAGCCCAGUAGUAAUGACAGUAGUAGUGUAGAGAGCUUGCGAGGGUACAACUAUAUGGAGCAGUACCACCACCACCACCCCCUUGAUGAAAAUAAUGGAGCAGCAGCCGGAGCAGCGGCCGCAGCAGGUGGUUACUGGGUUUUUAAUGGGAGUGCUUUGCAGAAUUAUCGAACGAGUCGAGGUUCCUAUAAUGUAGCGAACAGUGGUAACAUUGCCAACUGGGAUAACAGAAUGACCAUGAUGAGAAGUAAUCAUGAUGGUGGUAGUGGCGGCAGUAACAACAGUGCGUCUUUGAAUACUCGGGGCGUGCACCACUAUCCACAGCAGUACGCACAGCAGUAUGGACAGCAGUAUGUACAGCAGUAUGAGCAGCAUAACCCGCUGCACCAUUUUCAGCAACACCAUCACCACAACCGGGACACGUACUUCUACAACUACCUCCAACACAGAGUUAAUCGCCAAGGUAAUGACGAAAGCGUCAGCAACGGCCAUGAUGUGAAUGAAAACAGCGAUAAUGAAAACGGAAACAACGGAUUCCCUAAUAGGGGCAUCGGUGACGCGAGGAACCACGACAAUGAAAAUGGAGGCAAUGGUCCGAGCGGCGCGAAUGGGGCAAAUGAUGCCAGCGGUAGUCAACACACGGGUCAUCAGGCCAGUGGAAGUAGUACCACCAAUCGUUAUAACGGACAUAUGAGUCUUCAUCACGGGGGCCAAUCCAACCGCGAUAGUGUUGAUCGAGCCAACCGAUGUUAUCAAGCAAACAACAUCCUCAACGAAAUGAUUAGCGUUAACACGGAAAGCAGUCGUAUGAACAGAGAAGGCUACUUCAAUGCGUCCAUGGGAAGAAGCCUUGUAGAAGUGAACCACGAACAAGUUGUAUCUGCGAGGUUCUUGCCCCACGCAAGCCACAAUGCAAGUGUUUGUGUUCAUGGAAUGGGCAGAAUCAACCAAGUAGUAUGCAGUGCCCCUAUCGCAGGAGUAAACAUCGUCCUCAGCAACAACCUUAACUCGUGCCAAAAUGUCAGAGUGCAACAUGUGGAAGAGUGCCCCAAUCACUAUCACCAUAGUAGUUUAGAUCAGAGUCACCAAGUAACAGGAAGAAGGGGUGACGAAGGUGAAGUCCGAAAUGGGGAGAGCUACCAAAAUGGUGACUCGAAUGAUGAGAAAAAAUGUGUGAAUAUGGGUGUAGUCAACCAACCUCAAAAGAGUGAUGAUGCUAUGGUUUCGAAUAAAAUCUUUCGUAGUGCCUCCAAUUGUGAGAGGAACAUGAGUAUGAACCCUCACAAGAAGAGCAACAAGGGAAGCAACGAUGUAGUAGAGGCUCGCAAUGGGUUGGUUUAUUGGAGCCCCGUGAGCGAAGGCUGUUGGAACGUCGUCAAUGAGAGGGAUUUUGUCGGCAACAAUUUUUCGAGCCAUGUUGCCUGUAGUACAUGUGGAAGGAGGGACAAUUGCUGCAACCCGGAGAUCGUCUACAAAAAGAAGAGACAUCACGCUGAAACGUUUAUGUGCAAUAGCGUCUCUACCGUGGAGGAAGAGGAGGGAAAUAGCCUUACCGAAGGGGAAAAUCUGAAUGGGUAUGUCCAGGUGGACGACCAGGGACAGUUGGGCAUUCAACAUGGAGAGCACCAUUUCGAUACCACCUACGAUGCUAGCUGUGAUGAUGAUGUGAGCACGAAAAACAUCAACACUGCCGCAGCACAGACAGGCCUAUUUAAUGAAAUUGAGCCGCUCAACAUGAUUUACGACUACAUCCACGGCCUAGGGACAAACGAGAUUGAUAACUCAGGAAUCAAUCGAAGACUCAUAUGGGAAGAAAAUGAAGAAAUGAUGAACCUGCUAAAUAGCUCCAAUGUGAAGACAAAAAAAAUUAGCUCCCUUAGCAUAUUCCCCAUGGUCCAUCUUCCACUCAACCACUCUGAGUAUAGGCAAACGAACGAAGACUCCCUCGAGGGGGGAGAAAACACGAAAAGAGUGUUAUACACAGAACGCGACAAUAUUUGUGAACAUAGUGGGGUGUUGUCUUCGGUAAAGAUGAGUAACUGA